Messenger RNA from Pieris macdunnoughi, 3084 nucleotides. The record is from the annotation of a GenBank genome assembly. Lineage: Eukaryota; Metazoa; Arthropoda; Insecta; Lepidoptera; Pieridae.
AUGGAUUUAGAUCAGUUAGUUAUGAAAACAGAAAUCCACCCAAAUGGUGAUAUUCUACUAUAUUAUGUUGAUGAUAAUCAACAAGUAGUUGAGUCAGCUGCUGGUAUAGUAGAAAAUGAACAACAAGAAGAUAUACAAAUGAUAUCAGAAACAAAAUAUGUAAUUGAGGAUACCGGAGAAAGUGAGUCAGCUGACGAACUUGACUUGGCUCAAGCUAGUGAGCAAUUUGCUUCUGAGCAAUGGACAGAUGAAGAAAUCAGACGUCUUAUUAUAUUUUAUAUUGAUAACAAAGAGACAUUUCAAAGUGGUACAGCUAAAAAGAAACAUUUGUGGGCUGUUGCUUGUAAAACAAUGCUAUUGGGCAAACAGCCACUCUCGUGUGAAUACAAACUCAGGGAAUUUAGAGAAAAAUAUUUCCUCAUAAACUCUGAUAAGCUAGAGCAAGUUAUCAUACAAAGGCCAUUCUACAAUCUUUGCCAUAAAGCAUUUCAAGAUGAAAAUCCAAUAGAUAUGUACUUAAAUGUAUCAAAUAAAGAUAGUGAAAGCAUUAAGAAAGAAACCCCAAUAAAAAAAUCAAUGGAUACCAGUGUUGAAAAGAUGCUUAAUUUAUAUUUAAAGUAUAAAAAUAUUUAUGCUAAUAAUAUUAAUACAAAAACUAUAUGGGAAAGGAUUGCUAGGGAUAUGAAUGAAAAAGAUGUUGACUAUUGGUACAAGCGUUUCUUAAAUUAUAAGCAACAUUACAUCAAAAUGUUACAUAAAAGAAUUUACAGUGGAGAUGACGGAAUUCAUUGGCCUUAUAUGAGGCAUUUUGAUCAAAUUUUUGCGAAUGAUGAAGAAUUUCAGAAAAAAUUUGCUAUUGUUGAAAACACCCCAACUGAAAAAACAAUGGAAUGGAAUGAAACUGAAAAAACAUUCCUUUGUAAAUAUUAUUUUGAUUGUCUGCAUGAAUUCCACGAUCCUACCAUACCGAAUGAUUUUCUCUGGCAUGAUGUUGGACGGUUAUUGGAGAAACCAGCAGAAAAUUGCAAUGAAAAAUUUAAUUCAGUAAAAAAUGAACAUUUUGAAAAAUUAUUGGAGGGUGAUUACAAUUUAUCUGAACGUCUUACGUGGGAAAUAAUCAUGGAUAAUAUUAUAUAUAAAGAAACAUUAAAGGACUUAGAAAAUAAUUCUGAGGUCCUUGAAGAUUGGGAUAUGGAAUUACUAGACAUACUUGUCCAAUUUGUCUAUGAUAACAUAAACUUAGUUAAGGAUCCAGUGUGCUAUUAUGUAUGCUUAUCUGUUAUAACAAUUAAGUUAAACUGUGGAGUAGUAUCGUGUAAGAAUCAGUGGGAUAAUUUAGUAGAUGUAUAUAAGAGUAUUUUAAAUGACAAAAAAGAGAAUCCUGAAAUUCAAAUUGAUUGGCGUUAUAUUGAUAUGUUUGAUGUCAUAUUUGAUUAUGGCAUGGAUGUUCAUUUACUUGAUGGAUAUAAAAAAGAAAAAGUUGAAAAGAAACAAAAUCUACCUGCAAAACUUGAAGUUAAGAAAAUAAACAUGAAGGACCUCGAAGAUAACUAUUUUGAAAAUAUUGAUAAUGAUGAUAUAAGAUUUGACGAAAGAGGUUUUACGACCCGUGUCAAACGUGAUAUAGGAAGGGCAAAAGGAAUAAAAAUCCUAGAAUAUUACCUUAAAAAUAAGGAUAAAUUCAAUUCCCCAAAUUAUAAAAAGGCUGCCUUAUGGGAGAUAUUGUCAAAGGAAAUUGGAAUAUCGGCCACAGAGUGUGCGCAUAGAUUCAGAAACUUCAAGCAGAUAUAUUUAAAUCAUGUCCAAAGAGAAAUUACAAAACCGGAAUUGCCAAUAGUAUGGCCAUAUUUCACAAUAUGCAAGAAAGUUUUUGGUUACAGAGCAGUAAAGGCCAAACUGAAAAGUCACAAUAUUUUAAAUGAUACAGAAGAUUGGUCGCACCAAGAUAUAACUAAACUGAUAAAUUUUGCUACUGCUAACUUUGAUGAUGGUAAUGAGGAGAAAUGGAGAUGGGAAGAAAUUGCAAAUAUAACUGGUCAUACUGCAAUGGCUUGUUUGGAUAAAUAUUUUGAAUUGAGAAAAUGUUAUAGGAAGUUAAAAACAAUGAAAAGCAAUAAUCCAGAAAAAAGGGUGUCAUGGAAAUACUUUGAUGUUAUGGAUAAAAUAUAUACAAGAGAUAUGGUGGCAGAUAUAAAGAUGGAAGUGCAAGAUGAUGAUGAUUUUCAAUGUUUAAUAGUUAUACCAGAAGGACAAGAUAUAUCCCAAGCUCAAAUUAUUUACCCAAAUGAAGACAAGGCCAUCAAAAGCGAAUCAAAAUCAAAUAUCAUAUGGAAUAGACAAUCUAAAACGAAAUUAUUAAAUCUAUAUUUAAAAUACCUAAUAUCCCACGAUGAGAUUAUUCCAAAGCAAAUGUGGAAGGAGAUAUCUUUGGAAAUGGACGGAAAAUCGGCAAUUUCGUGCAAAAAGAUGUAUAUAUUACUAAAGAACAGAUAUAGGAAAAAUGAAAUGAAAUAUAAGCAAAUUUUCACAAAAAUUAUUCCACGUGAAAACAAACCGAAAGCCGUUGACUUGAGUGAUGAGAAAAUUGAAGCGGCUUUGGUUUUUUAUCUAAAAAACAUUGAGGAUUUUCUUAAUCCCCAAUUACAAGAUCUAAUGUGGUCGGAACUUGCUGGAUUAAUAUCGGAACCAGCGGAUGUAAUUAAUAAGAAGCUCAAUCAUUUAUUCACCACUGGAACACCUUUUGAAGAUCUGCUAAAGGAGAUAUCAGAGAAGGAGAAGUUGUUUAAGAUAGAUGCCUCCGAAGUUUCUGUUUGGACAGAUACAGAGACAGAGAGACUGUUAACCUGGUACUUAGCGCAUUUGGAUAAAUUUAAAAAUCCAGAAUGUGUGCGGAGCUAUCUAUGGAUGGAAGCGGCGGAUAUUCUGAAGAAAUCUCCGUUGGAUUGUUCGAAUAAAAUGAUGAACAUUCGCGCACAAUACAGAAUGAUGUUCAAGGAAAAUCCGGAAAAAUUACAAAAGUGGGAUUUCUAUAAUUUGUGUCAACGGAUCUAUGGGACAGGGAAGAAAAGCGAUAAUGAAUUAUAA